AUGGCCGUGAAUUUCACUUUCAUUCUAGGCUUGAUUCUGUUCUCCGACCUUGUAACUGAUCAUCACACAAACGCUCGUUCACUUGUUGAUCAGGAAUCAGAAACAGCCAAACAAGGGGAUAAAUAUGGAAACUUACAAGCUGCAGGCAAUGAGAAGGAAAUUAGCGUGGGAAAGUUGGCGGAAUCGAAGGAGUUUGGCCGUGAGAUGAAAAAUUUGCCACCUUUACCAAAUAUACCCGGAAUCCCGAUUCCGUCGAUUCCAGGAUUCCCUAAUCCGCCAGCAGUACCUUUGCCAGAUAUCCCAAUCUUUAGGCCACCGUUUGAUAAUAUUCCAGGAGUACCUCCACUCCCUUCGAUUCCCAAUCUACCACCACUUCCUCCGCUUCCUAACAUCCCAUUCCCAUUCCUCUCGCCUCCUCCCUCGUAA
This is a messenger RNA of Morus notabilis, 426 nucleotides long. RefSeq names its product ENHANCER OF AG-4 protein 2. The transcript has a single exon. The coding region runs from base 1 to 426 and encodes 141 amino acids. Lineage: Eukaryota; Viridiplantae; Streptophyta; Magnoliopsida; Rosales; Moraceae. The record is from RefSeq and is a predicted model, not a curated record.